This is a messenger RNA of Phaeodactylum tricornutum CCAP 1055/1, 2221 nucleotides long. RefSeq lists its product with no specific name. The record is from RefSeq and is a predicted model, not a curated record. The transcript has a single exon. Gene Ontology annotation, biological process: chromatin remodeling; regulation of DNA-templated transcription. Gene Ontology annotation, molecular function: ATP-dependent H2AZ histone chaperone activity. Gene Ontology annotation, cellular component: nucleus. The coding region runs from base 401 to 2221 and encodes 606 amino acids. Lineage: Eukaryota; Bacillariophyta; Bacillariophyceae; Surirellales; Neidiaceae.
UCUAGAGAUCUCGCGAAAUUCGAAUUCAGAAUUCAGCUUCUCUCUCUUUGCUUUACCAGUGUCACCGGUAUUCCUUUUCUUCUUUCGUAAAGGCUCUUUUACGGUACCGAUCCGACGUUGACGUAGAGACAAAAAAUGAACAGUUGGAUGCGUUGCUGCCAUUACCAGGAUUACUACUAGAUCCCUCUACUUUUCCAGUGUAACGAGCCAUCCUCAAUUUCUAGACGACCAAUCUCCCUUGAUAAUUGCCGUGCACCGGCGCAUCAGCGUAACGCAGACUCUGAUCACUUGUUAUCCUCCUCCUGUACAGAUCAAGCCGUACUACGUUUCGACGGUUUACAUUCGCAUCUUUUAUACUGCCUGCACUCUUUUACUCAUAUCCACACCCACACGCACAGUCAUGUCGGCGGUUUCGUCUACUCGCGAGCGCCGCGCGACUGCUGGCAAGCGCAUGAGCGCACUCGUGGGCCAGGCCUUGGACGAUGACGCUGCGUUUUGGAAUCACGACACCUGGGCCGACGAGCACGACGCAUCUGGCAACGAGAGUUUCCGAGAAUCGGACGAAGAUUCGACGGCUCGCGUCGAUGCUUUUGAUUCCGAUUUCGACGAUAGCGAAAGUGAUCACGAGCAGCAGGAACAGGCGGCGGGUGCGGAAGAAGAACGGGAAUUGCAAAAAACGGAGCGCGGCAACAAAAAACGAAAACUGUUUGGUGCGGGGCAGUACGCGGAUAUCGCCAAGGCGGGUCGCGACCGUAUGCCCAAAAAGAAGAAAGUCGGCAAUCGCGUAGUGGGAGACGGUGUCAAUGCUGGUAUUGUUCUCAAUGUACCGAACGCUCUCCCUCGCGGUCCAGCACAGUAUUUCGUUGCUGGGGUUUCGAAACCAAUACCCCCGACCACUAUUAGUUCCCUCCAAGCGAAACAGUCCGCGGUCUUGGGCAUUCGACCGAGGCGGGCUGGGCGGCCGUCUUCUCGUUUCCGAACUUCCCGGGGAGAUUCAGCACCAUCCAUGACGAUCAAUGGUAAACCAGAUGGGUCGAAAAAGCGGCAACCUAAACAUAACUUUACGCAGGAAGAAUUGCUUCUAGAAGCGGCGCUCGAAACGGAACCGGAAAACCACCGUUGGCUACUUUCACGCCAGCGAAUCCAAGAUCAGCAAGACCGUGAUGCCGGUCCGAACGACCGAAGCCACAGACGAGGAGGACGGGUAAUUGAGAGUUAUGUCUCACGAAGAGGCGCCCCCAAUACAAUCACAUUCCCCGAAAUGGAUUAUGUACCAGAAAUUUUGACGCAAUCCUCUAGCGCGAUGCUCGAACGGCUCCGGAUACCGACCUUUUGUGUCGUUACGGGAGAGCGGGCCAAAUAUAAAGAUCCACUGACUGGUUUAGAAUAUUCCAACGCUGCUGCAUUUAAAGAGCUGCGACGGCGGCAUGCUUCUGGUGAGCUGAAGCCACAGUCGUCCAAGCCCAAAACAAAGAAAACGUUGUCAAAAGCCAUUUCCACGAAAGCAAAUGUUGGUAAAGUUGCCAAACCGAUCCCUUGUGGCGAUGGAGUAUCCACGGGAGCGAGCAACGCAAGCUCGGAGCAUGGGCAAAAUGGAGAGGGGUCUGUCCCUGCGAAACCAGCCGACUCAAGGAAUACUUUAACAGAAAGAGCGAGCAAAUUGAAGCGGGCAGCAACUGUGACAUUGUACGGGACCUCUCCAAUUUCGUCAGAAUUGGACACAGCGGAAAGAGAGCAACCGGAAGAACCACAUUUAUCAACUACGCCACCGACAGACAAGUCACUUCCAUUUUCCGACGAUUCGAAAACACCGUCACUACCAGCUUCCAUCGCGCCGAGAACAAAUAUUAAACUACUGACCAAAGGUGGCGAUGCUGAUGCUUCCACCGAAAUACGAGAACCUUUGAAAAGUCCAAAAAUAGUAUCGUUCCAUGUCCUUUCCGCUUCCAAAUCGUCCGCCUUCGCGUCACAGAAUCAUACAAUCUCUACGGCAAUCAACUCACCAACGAGAUCGGCCACUUCACCGCCUUCGGCUCCUCACACAACAUCUUCCGCUCGCGGUUCUCCCGAUAUUUCAGGUCACCGUAGGGCUUCGCCCCGUCGACGUAAACCCAGCAGCAAGCUUUUGGAAACUGAAUAUACGCCUUUGGCCAUUCCGAACUCAUCCUCAGGGGAAGAAGUCGACAAGUCGUCGAUACCUUUCGAAACGAACGCUUUGUAG